UCUCCAGCUCUAGUUUUAUCAUGGCGAUUUUCUUUUGACUUUGACAUCCACUGGGCGCACGUGUUUUCGGGCAUAGCUCUGUGUAAAUUUUAGUAAAAAGCAAUAUGAAUCCGGAGAAGCUUAAGAAGUUGCAAGCGCAGGUGCGCAUUGGCGGCAAGGGCACCCCCCGUCGCAAGAAGAAGAUUGUGCACUCCACCCCCGCAACCGACGACAAGAAGUUGCAGUCGUCGCUGAAGAAGUUGUCGGUGAAUACCAUUCCCGGCAUUGAGGAGGUGAACAUCAUCAAAAAUGAUGGCACCGUCAUCCACUUCAACAACCCCAAGGCGCAGGCUUCGCUGCCAACCAACACGUUCGCCAUCACUGGACACGGUGAGAACAAGACAAUCACCGAGAUGGUGCCUGGCAUCCUCACACAACUGGGACCCCAGGACAUCAAUCAGUUGAAGAAGCUGGCCACGGAAAUCGCCAACAAGAGCGCCGCCGGUGGUGCUGCCGGCGCUGCUGGAGCGGAUGCCGGUGACGAUGAUGUGCCCGAUCUGGUCGAGAACUUCGAGGAGGUGGCUAUUGCCGCUGACGAGAAGGCUGGUGAAGUGGCGGCCUCGGCCUAAUAAGUCAACGAUGUUGAGUCGUAGAUACACACACAUACACUUUAAACAAGAAACAACACACAUACAAAACAUACGACGACAGAAGGAAAGAAGGGGCUAGCGGCUGGCAUACAGAACACACCGUCAAGCGGAUCCUCUUCUCCCGUCUGGAUAGCUGUGUGGGAUGGGAGUAGGACAGAUGGCAUGUGGUUUGUCACUGGAUGCGCCGCCCGCCCGGUUCCUUUUUCUAUUUCGGGGGUCAUGAUACACUAAACUAAACACAAAUAAAACGGCAUCCAAGCGAGCGCUAAACACAACACGUUAAAUAUAAUAAUUAUAUCUAAUGUAAUAAGGGAACUUUCAAUCUUAGAACUACUCUUAGUGUAGCUGGAAACGAAUUGUGCAACGGUAAAAUGUAUUUUCCAAUGCAAUUUAAGCACGUUUCCCUCUAUACGAAAAACAAAACACACACAUCCGCAA
Molecule: messenger RNA, 1067 nt
Organism: Drosophila miranda
Lineage: Eukaryota; Metazoa; Arthropoda; Insecta; Diptera; Drosophilidae
Product: transcription factor BTF3 homolog 4-like
Exons: 2
Coding region: 105-608 (167 amino acids)
Cellular component (GO): cytosol; nascent polypeptide-associated complex
Source: RefSeq, a predicted model, not a curated record